This is a messenger RNA of Penicillium cosmopolitanum, 570 nucleotides long. Its product is annotated as mitochondrial 37S ribosomal protein bS18m. Gene Ontology annotation, molecular function: structural constituent of ribosome; small ribosomal subunit rRNA binding. Bases 1 to 570 code for a protein of 189 amino acids. Gene Ontology annotation, biological process: mitochondrial translation. NCBI's taxonomy places the organism in Eukaryota, Fungi, Ascomycota, Eurotiomycetes, Eurotiales, Aspergillaceae. The record is from RefSeq and is a predicted model, not a curated record. The transcript is spliced from 3 exons. Gene Ontology annotation, cellular component: ribosome; mitochondrial small ribosomal subunit.
AUGUCUCUCAAUCUCUUCUCCCAGUCCUCGCUGCUGCGCAGUGUUGCCAAUGCCGUCCCCUCGGCGUGUCGCUGGAGCUCGACCGCCGCCAUGAGUGCCUUCACCUCCCAGCGAAGCACAGGUCAACAGCAGAGUCCCCGAGUCUCCCGACGCCGCUUACCGAACCGCAUGCGACUUAUCGAAGAUCAAAAGGCACAGGGCGAGAGCCGUGCUUUGGAGAAAUUCCAGACUCGCGAGUGGAAGGCUGGUGAUGUUUACUCCCCACACGAUCUCAGCCCGGCUGAGAUGAAGAAAUGGGGAAAGCGCAAGAGUCCCUCCCGGGAUGCUUUUGAUGCGUUGAACUUGAACCCAAUGACUCUCUACAAGAACUUUGCCGUUAUGUCCGAAUACGUUUCACCCCUGGGCCGUAUCAAGCACCGCGAUCAAACUGGCCUACGACCCGUCAACCAGCGCAAGAUCGCAAAGGCCAUCCGCCGAGCCAUGGGCCUCGGCCUUAUGCCCUCCGUCCACCGACACCCCGAAAUCCUGGCUGGAGAACUCAAGGCGAGGAUGGAGAACCGUCACCGCUAA